CCGAGCUCUCGAACUGAACAGAACACCUACGGAACCAUGACGGCGGGCCCCUUGUCAGCUGGUCGGGAGCUAUCCGAUCCUCCGAAGGACGGCAUAUCCAACCUCCGCUUCUCCAACCACAGCGAUCUACUCCUGGUGUCUUCCUGGGAUAAUACUGUUCGAUUGUACGAUGCCUGCGCUAAUGCGCCUUCUACCUUGCGAGAAACCUUCUUGCACGGAGGUGCGGUGCUAGACUGCUGUUUCCAUGAUGAUUCUUCAGGUUUUAGUGCCGGCGUUGAUUAUACUGUUAGAAGACUUGUAUUCAGUCAUAAAAGAGAUGAUAUUUUGGGGAGGCAUAAUGCACCUGUUCGCUGUGUUGAAUACUCAUAUACUGGACAAGUGAUCAGCGGUAGCUGGGAUAAAACCUUAAAGUGUUGGGAUCCAAGAGGUGCUAGUGGGCAGGAACACACUCUUGUUGGGACAUAUGCACAACCAGAGCGUGUUUACUCUCUGUCUAUUGUUGGCAAUCAUUUAGUGGUAGCUACUGCUGGAAGGCAUGUUAAUGUUUAUGAUCUGCGAAAUAUGUCGCAACCUGAGCAACGGAGGGAGUCGUCACUGAAAUAUCAGACAAGAUGUGUACGUUGUUAUCCUAAUGGAACAGGCUAUGCUCUUAGUUCGGUUGAAGGUCGUGUUGCCAUGGAAUUUUUUGAUCUCUCUGAGGCUGGACAAUCCAAAAAAUAUGCAUUCAAAUGUCAUCGAAAAGCUGAUGCCGGAAGGGAUAUAGUGUAUCCUGUAAAUGCUAUCGCAUUUCACCCCAUAUAUGGUACUUUUGCAACAGGAGGCUGCGAUGGAUAUGUUAAUGUUUGGGAUGGAAACAACAAAAAGAGGUUAUAUCAGUAUCCAAAAUACCCUGCAAGCGUUGCAGCCUUAUCAUUUAGCAGAGAUGGCAAACUACUGGCUUUGGCCUCAAGUUACACAUUUGAAGAGGGCGAUCGAGAUCAUGAGCCAGAUGCCAUAUUCAUCCGCAGUGUGAAUGAAGUCGAAGUGAAGCCAAAGCCUAAAGUAUUGCCCAAUGCUGCUCUACCUAAAGUUUGACACAUCUUUCCAUUCUUUGGGUAAUUCAACCAUCCAAAAAGUGUAUUUUACCCUUCUCAUCAAAUUAUUGGCUCCCUAAUCUAUUGUAUUCCUUACUUAUGGUAUAAGUAUCACCGUUUGAUUCGAGAUAGUAUAUCUACAAGAGUGUAUCCAAAAUACAAAUUUGAAGGAUAGUUAGAAACAUAAUUAAUUAUCAACCCAAUA
Molecule: messenger RNA, 1278 nt
Organism: Cuscuta campestris
Lineage: Eukaryota; Viridiplantae; Streptophyta; Magnoliopsida; Solanales; Convolvulaceae
Source: the annotation of a GenBank genome assembly